AUGUCCACCGUCCAGGACUUCAAUAAUCGUAUCGCCGAAACACACUCGGGAAGGACAGAAAUUCAAGAUUUCGUCUUGAAGACAUCGUAUGCGUUCCCCUCUGCGGAUGUAUUGCUUCCUGCGCCGAUGGCCGUUUCUAUCCUCGGGCAACUCACCCUUGUUGCCACUGCGACCGACUUCAAACUCGUGAAGCCCGCAGAUGGAUUCAAACACGUCCGCUAUCCGGACAGCUUUCGCGCCACGAUCACGCAGCUCGUCAACUCCGGUGCACUCGCUCUCAACCGCUCCUUCGUUAACUUCGACGAGAUCAACAAGCGAUGCGCCGCUAUCCGGCCUGGUGUCAACAACAUCGUGCAGCUCCUCGUAGGACACCCUGACAACACCGCUCGCGAGAACGAGCAGGCGAUUGAGAGAUACCUCCCCAAUCAGAUCAAUUCGCUGAGCAGAACGGUAGAAGCAUGCCUGGAGAAGGCAAAGGAAACGGAUCGUGUCUUCAAUCAACUGCUCGAGCUCACGAUGGAGAUUCACGAAGCAUGCACUGCGACGCAGGGAUACAACGAGAGUCGCAUUCGCGAGGCGGAACUGCGCAAGGCCUUUCUAGCCAAGGAGCAAGAGGCAGCAGAAGAGAUGAAACGGAUUGGUGAGGAUGCGGUGAAGCAAGCACGUGAAGACUAUGCCAAGUCGCAAACCUUGUUCAACCAAGCCGUCAAGUCCAUGCCCACAGCCGGACAGAUUGCUGGCCUCAACUUGCUCGAUAUGGGCCAGGGAAUCUUGCACGCCGUGACGUUCGGGGCCGUCAGACGGCCAGGAGCAUCGAGCGGUGGCACCACAUCAGGGCAGCCUCCCCCUCAACAGCGAGUCACCCCGUAUGAUCCCGGGUUUCAGAAGGCCUCUAUGCUCCGCGAGCUCGCAGAGUCGCUGCACAUAUUGCUGACUUGUGGACCGAAUAGCACCCCUAGCUGGAAUGCCGUGAAGGCGUCCGAUGGCACUGGGUGCAUAGACAUCAGGGUCAAGUUCGAGGAAGUGUUAGCCAGUAUCAAGCGGGGCGACCCGAAGAACGGUCGUGCCACUGCCAAGGCAGCAACCUUAGCAGAAAGGGGCAUCGAGUACUCCAAAAAACUUGAAGACAUCGUCCCUCCUGGAGAUGAGAUGCAAAUCGCGCGCCUCACAGGUGCGGUGUCCGCAUGGCGCGACAGCGUCCUGGCGUUCGCAAGCGAAGCGGACCUGCACAGCGCGUCAUCUCCCAUAAGCUCGAGCGUCCAAGCUUUCAUUCCGGCACCCAAUAUGGGAGGCGGUAGUAGUGCGGAGCUCGCGGUCCGCGGCGCACAGUACAACUUAGCGGUGACAAGCGCCCAGCUCAACGCGAGCAGGGAGAACUCGAGGUUUACUUCCGAAAAGCUCAUGCAAGUGACGGGUCAGCUCGGCGACAUCAUGGCGCAGGUCGUCAAGAUCGACAUCAAGAAACAAAAUUGGGAAGAGAUCAUGGCAAUCCUCUUGAAGGCGAUCGACUUCCUUUGCGAGCUGAAGCGGUACCUCAACAACCUCGUUCAUUUUUUCAAUUCUGUCAACAAUCUCGUCUGCAUCUCAAUGCGCGAAGCGGCGGAUGCUUUCAUCUCCAUAGUGAAGGACGCGGCGAGGAUCGAAGAUAGUGCCGGCCACAACCAUGAGCGAGGCACACGACAGAUUGGCGGGGUCACCUUGGAUGCUUGGGCGCGACAGGCGAUAUAUAACCACGCACUUUCUGUAGCCAAGAUCAGCAAGGUCGUGGAGAACAUCAGCGACAUGUACGUGACUCUUUACGACGGCAACGUCCACCCAGGCGUCAACAUGCUCCUCGGCAUGGGCAAGUUAGUCGGUUCCAAGGACCAAGCCGCCAUUGCGGCCGCAGGAACGGAGAUCCAAGGCUGGGCCCAAGGCGCCAGCGACCGUAUCAUACAGCUCGUCAGCGAGCGUGCGCAGGCCAAUGAGCGGGACAUCGAGAAGCGGAUUGCAGAACUUGAGAAGUCGCUAGGAGGUAUCUUGCCACGGUCAUCGAGGAUUGAGGAGAUCGUACGCACCGUAGAGAAGGAAGAGGUCAAGAAGACGGGGCAAGAAUUAGUGGCAACUAUCGAAGAGAGGCCGGUGUACAAGAGGAUGAACCCUUUUCUGUAG
Molecule: messenger RNA, 2151 nt
Organism: Dichomitus squalens LYAD-421 SS1
Lineage: Eukaryota; Fungi; Basidiomycota; Agaricomycetes; Polyporales; Polyporaceae
Exons: 11
Coding region: 1-2151 (716 amino acids)
Source: RefSeq, a predicted model, not a curated record